UUUAAAAAUCAAUAAUAAAUACAAUAUUGGUUUUUUAAUUUAAAAAAAUUGUAUCUCUUCGGCCUGGUUUGAAUUAUUCUGUGUGAAAUGCAUCGUAAUGAUCAUCACUGAAACGAAGAUAGAAAGAAAGCUUCAAACUUGUUCCAAUCUCUGAGCUGAUUCGCCAUGUUUGCCAAGCGUCUCUUACACAAAGUUGCUCACAAUUCUCAGCACAAUUUGAAAGAGGGUAGUUUGACCGAAACGGACUUGGACCUGCGGAUUUCAGUUCAUUAUGGCAUUCCUUCUACGUCUUCUCUUCUUGCUUUCGACCCCAUUCAGCGAAUUUUAGCCAUUGGAACACUGGAUGGAAGGAUAAAAGUGAUUGGUGGUGAUGGCAUUGAAGGACUUCUUAUAUCCCCAAAGCAAUUACCUUUCAAAAAUAUCGAGUUUCUGCAAAACCAGGGAUACUUAGUCAGUAUUUUAAAUGACAAUGAUAUUCAGGUUUGGAAUCUUGAGAAAAGGUGCUUAGUUUGCUGUUUACAGUGGGAAACCAAUAUAACUGCUUUUGCUGCAGUCCAUGGCUCCAACUUCAUGUAUGUUGGUGAUGAGUAUGGUUUGAUGUCUGUGAUUAAAUACAAUGUUGAAGAAGAAAAUGUUUUGCAGUUUCCGUAUCAUGUUUCUGCAAGUACUAUAAGUGAGGCCACUGAAUUCCCAUUUCCUAACGACCAACCAAUUGUUGGAGUUCUUCCCCAACCUCGUUCUUCAGGAAAUAGAGUACUGAUUGCAUAUCAGAAUGGGUUGGUUGUGCUUUGGGAUGUUAUUGAAUCUCGAGUUGUUUUUUCUGGAGGUGGUAAGGAUCUCCAGCUGAUGGAUGAAAUUAUAGAAGCCUCAGGUGAAACCAAUGUAAAUUCUCUAGAAGAUUCAUCGAAACAUCAGUUGGAAGAGAAAGAGAUAAGUGCUCUUUGUUGGGCAUCUUCUAGUGGGUCUGUUCUUGCUGCGGGGUACGUAGAUGGAGAUAUUUUGUUUUGGAACACAUCAUCCUUUGCAUCAAGUAAAGGUCAACAAGCUUUGUCGCCAUCUAAUAAUGUUGUUAAGUUACGAUUAUCAUCUGCUGAAAGGAGACUCCCUGUCAUUGUCUUACAAUGGUCUGCAAGUAAUAAAUCCCGUAAUGAUUGUGAUGGCCAGCUGUUUAUUUAUGGUGGUGAUGAAAUAGGAUCUGAGGAAGUUUUAACGGUUUUAACACUUGAAUGGUCAUCUGGAAUGGAGUCUUUAAGAUGUGUUGGUCGCACAGAUCUUACACUCAGUGGCUCUUUUGCAGACAUGGUUUUGGUACCUAGUGCUUGGUUAACUGGUAGUAACAAAAAUGCUGAUGUUUUUGUGUUGACAAGCCCUGGGGAGCUGCAUUUUUAUGAUGGUGUUAGCCUCUCUUCCUUGACAUCCCAGCAAGAGAAGAAACAAUCUAUUAGUGAAGUAGAAUUUCCUGCGGUGAUACCUGUGAGUGAUCCAACCAUCACUGUAGCAAAAUUUAUUAAGGCUCCUUCUGGGAAGAUCUCAUUAGACACUAUAUCAGAGAUAACCUCAAUUAUGAGAACUGGCUCAAUUUCAUCCCCAGCCAAUGGUGCAAAGUGGCCACUGACUGGGGGGGUGCCUAGUCAGUUGUCUACUGCUAAAGAUAAAAAGACAGAGAGAGUAUAUCUAGCUGGGUACUCAGAUGGCUCUGUUAGGAUAUGGGAUGCCACUCUGCCAGUCUUAUCUUUUGCUCUUCUUUUGGAAGGGCAGCAGGUGCAAAGUUUUAAAGUGGCUGGUUCAGGUGCUCCCAUUUCAGAUUUGGAUUUCUGCUUUCUGACUUUAAGUUUGGCCAUUGGCAAUGAAUGUGGACUGGUUCGUAUUUAUAAUCUUAAAGGAUGCUUAGAUGGAGCAAACUUCCACUUCAUCACAGAUUCUAAACAUGAAGUUCACAGUUUGUCACAUGGAAAAGAGGUUCAGUGUAGUGCUGUUUUUUCUCUUGCUACUUCCCCUGUUCAAACAUUAGAAUUUGUGCAUUCUGGAGCUAAACUUGCUGUUGGAUAUAAAUGUGGCCGUGUUGCAGUAAUUGACAUGAGUUCCUUAUCAGUUGUGUUCUUUCUAAGUGAUUCAUCAUCCUCUAUCUCCCCAGUCAUUUCAAUAAGUUGGACAGAAAUUGCAAAUUCUCAUAAUCAAUCAAAGAGCUCAAAGAACUCAGAAAACUCAGAAACAAACGAUUCUCUCAACUCUGCAAGGGAAGUAAUGUUCAUCUUAACAAAGGAUGCAAAUAUUAAUGUCAUUGAUGGCUGUAAUGGAAAUUCGAUCAGUCCGCGGCCAGGGAACUUGAAAAAGGAAUCAAUUGCAAUUUCAAUGUAUGUCAUAGAGGGUAUCAUUUCUACUUCUAGGGUAUGCAAUGAAAAGAUGCCAGAAGAGGGCUUAAAGGAUAAAGCUAUUCUGGAGGGGCCUGCUUCAGAUGGUUCUCCGGGUGGAUUAACUUCACAUGAAAUUGAACACAACCCUUUGUCCGAUUCAUCUAAGAAUUUGGGGGAAAAUUUAUUGGACUCAUUUGUUUUGCUUUGUUGUGAGGAUUCAUCACGCUUGUACUCCACAAAAUCUGUAAUUCAGGGAAACAAUCAAUCCAUUUACAAAGUGAAACAUGCAAAACCAUGCAUAUGGACUUCAAUUAUUAAGAAAGAUGACAUUGUUCAGGGAUUAGUGUUGCUAUUUCAGACUGGAGCAGUUGAAAUCAGGUCAAUACCAGAUUUAGAAUUGGUGAAAGAAAGCUCCUUGAUGUCUAUUCUGAGGUGGAAUUUUAAGGCAAAUAUGAAUAAGAUGAUGAGUUCUUCUGAUAACGGACUGAUAACACUGGCAAAUGGGUGUGAAGUGGCAUUCAUCUCUGUUUUAGCUAGUGAAAAUGAUUUUAGGAUCCCAGAGUCUUUGCCCUGUCUCCACGAUCAAGUUCUUGCAGCUGCUGCUGAUGCUGCCUUUAGUCACUCAAUAAAUCCAAAGAAAAAGCCGGGUACUGCCCCAGGGAUUUUAGGUGGUAUCGUCAAAGGUCUUAAGGUUGGAAAAGUGGACCAUAGUGUAGAUUCUACUAAAAGUCCUAAGUCCACUUUUAAUCAAUUAGAGGGAAUAUUUCUGAAGUCUCUGCAUGCAAGCUCUACUUCAUAUGUAGAUCAUCAAGAAGCUGUGGAGCUUGAUAUAGAUGAUAUUGAGAUAGAUGAAUCUCCACCUUUAGCAUCUAGUUCAACUGAUGAUCAUAAAAAUGUAAAGAAAGAAAAAGGUUCUGAAAGGGAUCGCUUAUUUGGAGGCGGGACUGAGGAUUUUGUGCCUAGAGUUAGAACUCGUGAUGAAAUUAUGGCUAAAUAUGGAAAGGCUAAGGAUGCUUCCUCUGCUGCUGCAAAUGCAAGAGAGAAGCUGGUAGAGCGGAAGGAAAAGCUUGAGAGACUCGGCAAACGGACUGAAGAGCUGCAAAGUGGAGCUGAAGAUUUUGCAUCAAUGGCAAAUGAGCUUGCCAAGAGAAUGGAAAAUCGAAAAUGGUGGCAGAUAUGAGUAAUUUGGCCUCCGCCUUCAUAUUUUGCUUUUGAUUAUCACACUUCAGUUCUCUCUGAUGAGGCCCUCAGAGGAUAAUUUAAAUUGAAAUCAGUGGUCAGUCUUUUUAAUUAAGAAUUGACCAAGACUGAAGAUUGUGGUACUCUAAACAAUGUAUAGGAAUCAGGAAUGGAAUGGUGUUGCCUUAAAUACCCUGUAUCCUGUGGGGCUUGCUUUUUCUUGUUUUCUUUUUUUUUUUCUCCUGCCAAAUUAUCAAUGUUGUACAUGAUGUGAAUAAAUAUUAUUCCUCACCCUUAAUUUUUUUUUAAAAUGUUUUUAUUUUUUGGCUAA
This is a messenger RNA of Humulus lupulus (European hop), 3864 nucleotides long. RefSeq lists its product as uncharacterized. The record is from RefSeq and is a predicted model, not a curated record. Gene Ontology annotation, cellular component: plasma membrane; cytoplasm. Gene Ontology annotation, molecular function: myosin II binding; GTPase activator activity; syntaxin binding. NCBI's taxonomy places the organism in Eukaryota, Viridiplantae, Streptophyta, Magnoliopsida, Rosales, Cannabaceae. Gene Ontology annotation, biological process: regulation of exocytosis. The transcript is spliced from 24 exons. Bases 166 to 3534 code for a protein of 1122 amino acids.